AAAUAACUAUAGUAUCGUUUAAUUGUAAUUUGAUUUUACUCGGGAAGAGUUCCAGUUAAAUAUGACUAUGGAAGAGAAGCCGAAAACUAGUGCAACUCCUAUAUUAAAGUAUAAAGUUGCUCGUUCAGAAAAAUUUGGCAGAUAUUUGCAGGCAGCAAAAAAUUUGCAAGCAGGUGAAGUGAUCCUUCGAGAAAAACCAAUCGCGGUUGGACCAAUAACAUCCAGCAAUGAUUAUGUGUGUUUCGCGUGUCUGCGUUUGUUGCCUAAAAUCAAGAAAGGAAUACAAUACCUUUGCUCCAAAUGCAAUGUCGCACCUUUGUGCGGCCCUGGUUGCGAGGAACAGUCGAAGCAUCAUACACCUUACGAAUGUGACACAUUUAAAAAUAAUAAAAAGCUAUCAUCAGAUAACAUAGGAGAAAUAAUUGGUAUAUUAUUGCCUUUAAGACUAUGGUUCCUAAAUCAAACAGAUCCAGAAUUAUGGAAAAGAAUUGAAACCAUGGAAGCUCAUAUGGAUGAAAGGAGAAACACAUCUGUAUGGAGAGACAGAGAAAUCAAUGUUAUAAACGUAAUGAAAGCACUCCACUUGAUUCCUGAAGAUGAUGCAUCCAUCCCGGACCAUCUGCAACAGAUGUGCGGAAUUUUAGACGUGAAUACUUUCGAGCUAAGAUCUCCGGGAGGUUUGGAUGGGCUUCUUUUGCGAGGUUUAUAUGUAGCAGCCUCUUUCAUGGCUCAUGAUUGCAGAGGAAACACUCAUCUGACUGUGGAUGAUGAUUUUCAGCUUACUGUGUAUGCUAGUUUACCGAUCAAAGAAAACGAAGCGAUUCUUUUUAAUUACACAUCGUCCCUUUUGGGAACAGUAGGUAGAAGAGAUCACUUGCGAGGAGGAAAGUAUUUCGAAUGUGAAUGCUCAUUAUGUAGCGAUCCCUACGAAAUGGGAUCCCAUAUGAGUAGUAUUCUAUGUCCACGAUGCAGGAAAGGAUACAUGGGAAUACAAAAUCCAUUGACGAGAUACCCGUACGAAAAAGGUACAGCAUGGCAAUGCGACAAAUGCAGACGAUGUAUCGGUGGUCGUCUUGUAAGAGCCACUGUUAAUAUAUCUAGAACACUGAUUGAUGAUAUGGAUGAUUAUGAUAUCAAAGGAAUGGAAGCAUUAACGAAAAAAUUAUUGGGAUCCCUUCAUCCAAAUCAUUUUCUAAUGCUAUCCUUGAAGCAGAAGUUACUAGCCGCGUAUAGGAAAGAAGUGGCAACUCCAAAUCCACAGAAAAAAAUUAUGCAACGAAUGUUGGAUGCUUGUAGAGAAAUGUAUAAUGUGUUGGAGAUAGUAGAACCAGGGAUAUCUCGGUUGAAAGGAAUAAUGUUGUACGAAAUGCAUUUACCACUGGUACUACUUGCAAACCGCGCGUACUCGGCGCGGGAAAUUUCUUCAGCGGAACUGGCCUCGCGCCUUGAAGAAGCCGGAAGUCUUUUAAAGAAGUCCUUAACGAUACUCCUUUUGGAACCAGUGGACACACCCGAGGGGAAAUUAGCUAAACGAGCUCUGCAAGAAUUGAAAGCACUAAAUCAAAAUAUAGCCGACGUUAAAACGAUUACAAUAGCUGAUCAGAAAUGUAGCCAUGAUAAAAAGAAACCGCAAAAAAAUAAAUCUACUAAGAAUAAAUGAACAUGAAACGCUUAAAUAAGCGUGUCAAGAAAAUAUUUGUUUCUAUAUACAAUACUAAUAAUAAUGAUUUUUGCAGAAA
Osmia lignaria (orchard mason bee) is the source of this 1739-nucleotide messenger RNA. RefSeq names its product SET domain-containing protein SmydA-8. Gene Ontology annotation, molecular function: protein binding. NCBI's taxonomy places the organism in Eukaryota, Metazoa, Arthropoda, Insecta, Hymenoptera, Megachilidae. The record is from RefSeq and is a predicted model, not a curated record.